Messenger RNA from Enhydra lutris kenyoni (northern sea otter), 14384 nucleotides. RefSeq lists its product as uncharacterized. Gene Ontology annotation, biological process: regulation of transcription by RNA polymerase II. Gene Ontology annotation, molecular function: DNA-binding transcription factor activity, RNA polymerase II-specific; RNA polymerase II transcription regulatory region sequence-specific DNA binding. The record is from RefSeq and is a predicted model, not a curated record. NCBI's taxonomy places the organism in Eukaryota, Metazoa, Chordata, Mammalia, Carnivora, Mustelidae. Gene Ontology annotation, cellular component: nucleus.
ACAUCCAGAAACACAACCACUUGUUCUCCCAGAUAAAUUUCUUCACAUGGCACUUUGAGAUAGGAGAUUUGCCUCUUCUGGCAGAUAAUCUGUAUUAGUUUCCACCCUUCUCAGUUCUGGUUUCUCAUACUUAGACCCCACAAUGUUGCUUCACUCCUCUUCCACGCACACACGAAAGAUUCAGGAUCAGCUCCGCCUAGCCCAGGGAUCGGUUUCGUCCGUCAGGGAUACCAGCCUCCUCCCUUCUCAAGACCGGCACCUACCACAGCCAACCCCUCCUGCUAGUCAUAGGUAGACCCAACGCAAACAGCCUCCCACAGAGCGUUACAAACUCACUGCCCGCACGGUCGCGCCACCCACAAGCAUGCGUAAUCAAUCACAAGUCUCAAAUGCCCCUCGCGCCUAAGCCACGUUAUAAUACACCACUUCACAAUCACUGCGCGCGCCCCCAUGCGGGUAUACAGCACGACCACUAUUUCAAACGGUCUCAAAAACGUUCACAAACUAAUUUCCUCACUCAGGACACAGUCGGUGUAACACACACAUCCUCUCCCUGCCUAUCAAAGACGUCUUCGGCCACUCGCAUCUUCGGACUCAGAAAACAACCGCAUUGCCACCUUACAGACGAAGGCUGGAUCCUUCCGCAUCGGAUAACAAUUCUCAAACUACAGCACGUGCGCGUCCACCUUGAGGGGGUAGGGACAGCUACGGUGCCAGGCUUGAAAUCCGCCCUCAGAGAAAUCCGAGGUCCCAAAAUCAGACCCAAAUUUCGGGUCUGAGCCUUGGAAGGGGAGAGGUUGUAGAAUCACUCCAGGCUCGGAGUGAAACUGCGCAGGUGCAUCCCGAAAUGCGGCGGAAAAUUUACCUCUUUCAGCUCCCGGGUGCUUUCCUUUCGGACUACGUUUCCCAGAGGACACAGCGGUUCAAAGCUGCUUCCGGUAGAAACGUUGGCAGAGUGGUCGGCUGCUGAGGCAGGUGAGAGCUUUUUACCCAACCAGCAGAGCGUGCAAGACUAGGCGUGCGGUCUCCGGUGGAAUGCGAAUCAGAAUUUGGACCAGAGCCCUUCCUGAGGAUGAUGAAGCAAUAUUUUUCUUUGCGCUGAGAGUUUCUUCUAAAGUGGAACUAAGAAGAGGACUAAUACAUUGAAUUCUUAAAAACAUGGCCCAUGGGUUGGUGAUGUUCAAAGAUGUAGCUGUAGAUGUCUCUCAGGAGGAAUGGGAAUGCCUGAACCCCACGCAGAGGAAUUUGUAUAAAGAUGUGAUGUUGGAGAACUAUAGCAACUUGGUUUCACUGGGACUUUCUAUAUCUAAGCCAGCUGUGAUCUCUUCAUUAGAGCAAGGGAAGGAACCCUGGAUGGUUGUGAGGGAAGUGACAGGAAGAUGGUGCCCAGAGUUGGUGUCCAGGUGUGAGACCAAGAAGUUAUCUCCAAAAAGAGACAUUUAUGAGACAGAACCAUCCCGAUGGGCUAUCAUGGAACAAUUUAAAAGUCAUAACCCUGAGAAGUCCAUUUUCAGAGAUAUUUGGGAAUGCAGUAGUCACUUUGAGACACAACAGGAACAGGAGGGCUAUUUCAGGCAAUUUGUUAUCAACCAUGAACACAUGCCUAUAUUUAACAGACAUACUUUAUUCACUCAGGAAUUUUAUAAUAGAGAGAAAAUUUUUGAAUGUAAAGAAUGUAGAAAAAACUUCAGUUACCAUUUAUUUUUUAGUCAUCACAAAAGAACUUAUUCUGAAGAAAAACUUUCUGAAUGUAAGGAAUGUGCAGAAACUAUUAAUACGUCGUAUCUUACUAAACAGAGAAUUCAAAAUAGUAGCAAGUGCAAUGAAUGUAAGGAAUGUUGGAGGGCUUUUCUUCAUUGUUCACAACUUAAACAACACCUGAGAAUCCAUAAUGGUGAAAAACACUAUGAAUGUAAAGAAUGUGGAAAGGCCUUUAAUUAUGGCUCAGAACUUAUUCUGCAUCAGAGAAUUCACACUGGUGAAAAACCCUAUGAAUGUAAGGAAUGUGGGAAGGCCUUUAGGCAGCGAUCACAGCUUACUCAACAUCAGAGGCUUCAUACUGGUGAAAAACCUUAUGAAUGUAAACAAUGUGGAAAGGCUUUUAUUCGUGGCUUUCAACUUACUGAACAUCUUCGACUCCAUACUGGUGAGAAACCCUAUGAAUGUAAAGAAUGUGGAAAGACUUUUAGGCAUCGCUCACACCUUACCAUACAUCAGAGAAUUCAUACUGGUGAGAAACCCUACGAAUGUAGAGAAUGUGGAAAGGCCUUUAGCUAUCACUCAAGCUUCUCUCACCAUCAGAAAAUUCAUUCUGGCAAAAAACCUUAUGAAUGUAGUGAAUGUGGGAAGGCCUUUUGUGAUGGCUUACAACUUAGUCUACAUCAGAGGAUUCAUACUGGUGAGAAACCCUAUGAGUGCAAGGAAUGUGGGAAGACUUUUAGACAGUGCUCACACCUCAAAAGACAUCAGAGAAUUCAUACUGGUGAGAAACCUCAUGAAUGUAUGAUAUGUGGUAAGGCCUUUAGACUUCAUUCACACCUUAUUCAACAUCAGAGAAUACAUACUGGUGAGAAGCCCUAUGAAUGUAAGGAAUGUGGGAAGGCCUUUAGCUAUCAUUCAAGCUUCUCACACCAUCAGAGAAUUCAUUCUGGGAAGAAACCUUAUGAGUGUGGAAAGGCCUUUAAUCAUGGCUUGCAAUUUAAUCUACAUCAGGGACUUCAUACUAUUGAGAUGCCAAAACCCUAUGAAUGCACUUUCUGUGGUAAAUCCUUUAGGGUGCAUACGCAACUUACUCGACACCAGAAAAUCCAUACUGAUGAGAAACCUUACAAAUGUAUGGAAUGUGGCAAGGACUUUAGGUUCCAUUCACAGCUCACUGAACAUCAGAGAAUUCAUACUGGUGAGAAACCAUACAAAUGUAUACAAUGUGAGAAAGUCUUUAGAAUUAGUUCACAGCUUAUUGAACAUCAGAGAAUUCAUACAGGUGAGAAGCCUUAUGCAUGUAAAGAAUGUGGGAAGACCUUUGGAGUCUGUAGAGAACUUGCUCGACAUCAGAGAAUUCAUACCGGAAAGAAGCCCUAUGAAUGCAAGGCAUGUGGAAAGGUCUUUAGAAACAGUUCAUCGCUGACUAGACAUCAGAGAAUUCAUACUGGUGAGAAACCCUAUAAAUGCAAGGAAUGUGGGAAAGCUUUUGGAGUAGGCAGUGAACUUACUCGACAUCAGAGAAUUCACAGUGGUCAGAAACCUUAUGAAUGUAAAGAGUGUGGAAAGUUCUUUAGACUUACUUCAGCACUUAUUCAACAUCAGAGGAUUCACAGUGGUGAAAAACCUUACGAAUGUAAGGUGUGUGGGAAGGCUUUCAGACAUAGUUCAGCCCUUACUGAGCAUCAGAGAAUUCAUACUGGAGAGAAACCUUAUGAAUGCAAGGCCUGUGGGAAGGCCUUUAGACACAGUUCCUCCUUUACAAAACAUCAAAGAAUUCAUACUGUUAAGAAACCAUAUGAAUGUAAGGAAUGCGGGAGUGCCUUUAGUCCUGAAGCAGAUCUCCUUCAGCAUGAUCAGAUUCAUAGUAGAGAGAAACCUCAUGAAUGCAAUGAAUGUGGAAAAACCUUUAGCCUGAAGCAAAACCUCAUAGAGCAUAAGAAAAUGCAUACUGGAGAAAAAUCACAUGAAUGUACUGAAUGUGGUAAAGUAUUCUCUCGAGUCUCAUCCCUUACUCUACAUUUGAGAAGUCAUACAGGAAAGAAACCAUAUAAAUGUAAUAAAUGUGGAAAAGCCUUCAGCCGGAAAAGAAACUUCCUUUCUCACCAGAAACAUCAUACCGGAGAGAAACUUUAUGAAUGUGGGAAAGCUUCUAUUCAGAUGCCAGGUCUCAUUAAACAUCAGAGAAAUAAUACUGGAAACAAACCCUAUGCAUGUAAGGAAUGUGGAAAAGCCUUCAGUGGCAAAUCAUAUCUCACUGAGCAUGAGAAAAUUCAUACGGGAGAGAAACCAUUUGAAUGUAAUCAAUGUGGAAGAGCCUUCAGCCAGAAGCAAUACCUCAUUAAACAUCAGAAUAUCCACAGUGGAAAGAAACCCUUUAAAUGUAACGAAUGUGGAAAAGCCUUUAGCCAGAAGGAAAACCUCAUCAUCCAUCAAAGAAUACAUACUGGAGAGAAACCAUAUGAAUGCAAAGGGUGUGGGAAAGCUUUCAUUCAAAAGUCUAGCCUCAUUAGACACCAGAGAAGUCAUACAGGAGAGAAACCCUAUAUAUGUAAAGAAUGUGGGAAAGCCUUUAGUGGCAAAUCAAAUCUCACUGAGCAUGAGAAAAUUCAUAUUGGAGAGAAACCCUAUAAAUGUAAUGAAUGUGGAACAAUCUUUAGGCAGAAGCAAUACCUCAUUAAACAUCACAAUAUUCAUACAGGAGAGAAACCUUAUGAAUGUAAUAAAUGUGGAAAAGCCUUCUCUCGAAUCACAUCACUCAUUGUACAUGUGAGAAUUCAUACGGGUGAUAAACCUUAUGAAUGUAAAAUAUGUGGGAAAGCCUUCUGUCAAAGCUCAUCUCUUACUGUUCAUAUGAGAAGCCAUACAGGUGAGAAGCCCUAUGGUUGCAAUGAAUGUGGGAAAGCCUUCUCUCAGUUCUCAACUCUUGCUCUGCAUAUGAGAAUCCAUACUGGAGAAAAACCUUAUCAGUGUAGUGAAUGUGGGAAAGCUUUUAGCCAGAAGUCACAUCAUAUUAGACACCAGAGAAUUCAUACUCACUAAAAGCUCUAUGAAUGUAAGGAAUAUAGGAAAACCUUUAGACAUGACUCACAACUUAGUACACAUCAGAUCAUUCAUACCAUUGAGAAACCCUAUGAAUGUAAGGAAUGUGGAAAGGCCUUUAGACAUCCCUCAAGACUCAGUCAUCAUCAGAAAAUUCAUACUGGCAAGAAACCCUUUGAAUGUAAGGAAUGUGGGAAAACAUUUAUUUGUGGUUCAGACCUUACUCGACAUCACAGAAUUCACACUGGUGAGAAACCGUAUGAAUGCAAGGAAUGUGGAAAGGCCUUUAGUAGUGGCUCAAACUUCACUCGACAUCAGAGAAUUCACACUGGUGAAAAGCCCUAUGAAUGUAAAGAAUGUGGGAAGGCUUUUAGUAGUGGCUCAAACUUUACUCAACAUCAGAGAAUUCAUACAGGGGAGAAACCCUAUGAAUGUAAGGAAUGUGGCAAUGCCUUUAGUCAGAGCUCACAACUUAUUAAACAUCAGAGAAUUCAUACAGGUGAGAAACCCUAUGAAUGUAAGGAAUGUGAAAAGGCUUUUCGUUCUGGUUCAGACCUUACUCGACAUCAGAGAAUUCAUACUGGUGAGAAGCCCUAUGAAUGUAAGAUAUGUGGGAAAGCCUAUUCUCAGAGUUCACAACUUAUUAGUCAUCAUAGAAUUCAUAGUGGUGAGAAACCAUAUGAAUAUAGGGAAUGUGGAAAGACCUUUAAUUAUGGCUCACAACUUAUUCAACAUCAAAAUUUAAUUCAUUUUGUGGAGAAACCCUAUGAAUGUAAAGAAUGUGGGAAAACCUUUAGAGUACGCCAACAACUUACUUUCCAUCACAGAAUUCAUACUGGUGAAAAACCCUAUGAAUGCAAGGAAUGUGGAAUGACCUUUAGACAAACUGCACAUCUUACUCGACAUCAGAGACUUCAUUCUGGUGAAAAGCUGUAUGAAUGUAAGGAAUGUGGAGAAUCUUUCAUAUGUGGCCCAGACCUCAGAGUACAUCAGAAAAUUCACAUUGGUGAUAAGCCCUAUGAAUGUAAAGAAUGUGGGAAGGCCUUCAGAGUGCGUGGACAACUUACUCUCCAUCAGAGGAUUCAUACUGGUGAGAAACCCUAUGUAUGUACAGAAUGUGGAAAGGCCUUUAGACAGUAUGCACACCUUACUCGACAUCAGAAACUUAAUAUUGCUGACAAACUCUAUGAAUGUAAAGAAUGUGGGAAGGCCUUUUUGUGUGGCUCUGGCCUUAGAGUACAUCACAAGCUUCAUACUGGUGAGAAACCCUAUGAAUGUAAGGAAUGUGGGAAGGCCUUUAGAGUGAGACAACAACUAACACUCCACCAGAGAAUUCAUACUGGUGAGAAACCCUAUGAAUGUAAGGAAUGUGGGAAGACCUUUAGUCGUGGUUAUCAUCUUAUUCUUCAUCACAGAAUUCAUACUGGUGAGAAACCUUAUGAGUGUAAGGAAUGCUGGAAGGCCUUUAGUCGUUACUCACAACUUAUUUCGCACCAAAGUAUCCAUAUUGGUGUUAAACCGUAUGACUGCAAGGAAUGCGGGAAGGCUUUUAGAUUACUCUCACAACUUACACAACAUCAGAGUAUUCAUAUUGGUGAGAAACCCUAUAAGUGUAAGGAAUGUGGGAAGGCCUUUAGAUUACGCCAAAAACUUACUCUACAUCAGAGUAUUCAUACUGGUGAAAAACCUUUUGAAUGUAAGGAAUGUAGGAAGGCUUUUAGACUUAAUUCAUCCCUUAUUCAGCACCUGAGGAUUCAUUCUGGUGAGAAACCCUAUGAAUGUAAGGAAUGCAAGAAGGCCUUUAGACAACAUUCACAUCUUACUCAUCAUCUGAAAAUUCAUAAUAGAGUUCAUAAUGGAGAAAAGUUAUAUGAAUGUAAGGAAUGUAGGAAGACCUUUAUUCGUCGCUCAACACUUAGUCAACACCUGAGAAUUCAUACUGGUGAGAAACCUUAUAAAUGUAAGGAAUGUGGGCAGGCAUUUAGACAGCGAGCACACCUUAUUCGACAUCACAAGCUUCAUACUGGUGAGAAGCCCUAUGAAUGUAAGGAAUGUGGGAAGGCCUUUACAGUGCUCCAAGAACUUACUCAACAUCAGAGACUUCAUACUGGUGAAAAGCCCUAUGAAUGUAAGGAAUGUGGAAAGGCCUUCAGAGUCCAUCAGCAACUUGCUCGACAUCAGAGAAUUCACACUGGUGAGAAACCCUAUGAAUGUAAGGCAUGUGGGAAGACCUUUAGGCAGUGUACACAUCUUACUCGACAUCAGAGACUUCAUACUGCUGAGAAACUCUAUGAAUGUAAGGAAUGUGGGAAGGCCUUUGUAUGUGGUCCCGACCUUAGAGUACAUCAGAAAAUUCAUUUUGGUGAGAAACCUUAUGAAUGUAAGGAAUGUGGAAAGGCUUUUAGAAUAUGCCAACAACUUACGGUCCAUCAGAGUAUUCAUACUGGUGAGAAACCCUAUGAAUGUAAGGAAUGUGGGAAGACUUUUAGACUAAGGCAACAACUUGUUCGCCAUCAGAGAAUCCAUACUCGUGAGAAACCCUAUGAAUGUAUGGAAUGCUGGAAGACCUUUAGUAGUUACUCACAACUUAUUUCACAUCAGAGCAUUCAUAUUGGUGAAAGACCUUAUGAAUGUGAAGAAUGUGGGAAGGCCUUUAGGUUGCUCUCACAACUUACCCAGCAUCAGAGUAUUCAUACUGGUGAGAAACCUUAUAAAUGUAAGGAAUGUAGGAAACCUUUUAGACUGCUCUCACAACUUACUCAGCAUCAGAGUAUUCAUACUGGUGAGAAACCUUAUGAAUGUAAGGAAUGUGGUAAGGCUUUUAGACUUUAUUCAUUCCUUACUCAACACCAGAGAAUUCAUACUGGGGAGAAACCCUACAAAUGUAAAGAAUGUAAGAAGGCCUUUAGACAACAUUCACAUCUUACUCAACAUCAGAAAAUUCAUAAUGGAGAGAAGAGCUAUAAGAAACCCUGUGAAUGUAAGAUAUGUGGAAAGGCCUUUAAUCAGAACUCACAAUUUAUUCAACAUCAGAGAACUCAUUUUGCUGACAAAAGCUAUGAGUGUAAGGAGUGUGGGAAGACCUUUAGCCGUGGCUCACUUGUUACUCGACAUCAGAGGAUUCACACUGGUGAAAAACCCUAUGAAUGUAAGGAAUGUGGCAAGGCUUUUAGUUGUAGUUCAUAUUUUUCUCAGCAUCAGAGGAUUCACACUGGUGAGAAACCCUAUGAAUGUAAGGAAUGUGGAAAAGCCUUUAAUUAUUGGUCAAACCUCAAUGAUCAUCAGAGAAUCCACACUGGUGAGAAACCCUAUGAAUGUAAAGUAUGUGGAAAAGCCUUUACUAAGAGUUCUCAACUUUUUCCACAUCUGAGAAUUCAUACUGGUGAAAAACCUUACGAAUGUAAGGAAUGUGGGAAGGCCUUUACUCAACACUCAAGGCUUAUUCAACAUCAGAGAAUGCAUACUGGUGAGAAACCUUAUGAAUGUAAGGAAUGUGGGAAGGCCUUUAGUAGUGCCUCAACACUUAGUAACCAUCAUAGAAUUCAUGCAGGCAAGAAACUCUACGAAUGUAAGGAAUGUGGAAAGGCCUUUAUUCAGAGCUCAGAACUUAUUCAACAUCAGAGAAUCCAUACAGAUGAAAAACCUUAUGAAUGUAAUGAAUGUGGGAGGGCUUUCAAUAAAGGCUCAAACCUUACUAGACAUCAAAGAAUUCAUACUGGUGAGAAACCCUAUGACUGUAAGGAAUGUGGAAAGGCCUUUGGUAGUCGCUCUGACCUUAUUCGUCAUGAAGGAAUUCAUACUGGAGAGAAACCCUAUGAAUGUGGGGACUGUGGGAAGGCCUUUAGAGUGCGCCAACAACUUACUUUCCAUCAGAGAAUUCACACUGGUGAAAAGCCCUAUGAAUGUAAAGAAUGUGGAAAAGCCUUUAGACAAUGUGCCCACCUCAGUCGACAUCAGAGAAUUCACACUUCUGACAAACUCCUUGAAUGUAAAAAAUGUGGAAAGAUCUUUACAUGUGGUGCAGAUCUUCGAGGACAUCAGAGAACUCAUAUUGGUGAGAAGCCCUAUGAAUGUAAGGAAUGUGGGAAGGCCUUUAGAGUGCGAGGACAACUUAAUCUCCAUCAAAGGAUUCAUACUGGUGAGAAACCCUAUGAAUGUAAGGAAUGUGGGAAGACCUUUAGGCAUACAGGACUUCGAGUACAUCACAAACUUCAUACUGGUGAAAAACCCUAUGAAUGUAAGGAAUGUGGAAAGGCCUUUAGGGUGCGGCAACAACUCACUCUCCAUCAGAGAAUUCACACUGGUGAGAAACCCUAUGAUUGUAAAGAAUGUGGGAAGACCUUUAGUCGUGGCUAUCAUCUGACUCUCCAUCAGAGAAUUCAUACUGGUGAGAAACCUUAUGAAUGUAAAGAAUGUCAGAAGUUCUUUCGGCGUUACUCAGAACUUAUUUCGCAUCAAGGUAUUCAUAUUGGAGAGAAACCCUAUGAUUGUAAGGAAUGUGGGAAGACCUUUAGACUGUUUUCACAACUUACUCAACAUCAGAGUAUUCAUUUUGGUGAGAAACCUUAUAAAUGUAAGGAAUGCGAGAAGACUUUUAGACUGCUGUCACAACUUACUCAGCAUCAGAGUAUUCAUACUGGUGAGAAACCCUAUGACUGUAAGGAGUGUGGAAAGGCCUUUAGACUUCAUUCAUCACUUAUUCAACAUCAGAGAAUUCACUCUGGAGAAAAACCAUACAAAUGUAAGGAAUGUAAAAAGGCAUUUAGACAACAUUCCCAUCUAACUUACCAUCAGAAAAUUCAUACUAAUGAAAAACCUUACCAGUGUAAUGCAUGUGGGAAGGCUUUUAUUCGUGGUUCACAGCUCACUGAACAUCAGAGAGUUCAUACAGGAGAGAAACCAUAUGAAUGUAAGAAAUGUGGGAAAGCCUUUAGUUAUUGUUCACAGUAUACUCUCCAUCAGAGAAUUCAUAGUGGUGAAAAACCCUAUGAAUGUAAGGAAUGUGGGAAGACCUUUAUUCUUGGCUCCCAGCUUACGUACCAUCAGAGAAUUCAUAGUGGUGAGAAACCCUAUGAGUGUAAGGAAUGUGGAAAGGCCUUUAUUCUUGGUUCACACCUUACUUAUCAUCAAAGAGUUCAUACUGGUGAAAAGCCUUACAGAUGUAAAGAAUGUGGGAAGGCCUUUUUAUGUGCCUCUCAACUUAAUGAACAUCAGAGAAUCCAUACUGGUGAGAAACCCUAUGAAUGUAAGGAAUGUGGGAAGGCCUUUUUUCGUGGCUCACAACUAACUUAUCACCUGAGAGUUCAUACAGGUGAGAGACCCUAUAAAUGCAAAGAAUGUGGGAAAGCCUUUAUUUCUAAUUCUAAUCUUACUCAACAUCAGAGAAUUCAUACAGGUGAAAAACCCUACAAAUGUAAAGAAUGUGAGAAGGCCUUUAUUUGUGGCAAACAACUUAGUGAACAUCAGAGAAUUCAUACAGGUGAGAAACCCUUUGAAUGUAAGGAGUGUGGAAAGGCUUUUAUUCGUGGUGCAUAUCUUACUCAACAUGAAAAAAUUCAUGGUGAGAAGCAUUAUGAAUGUAAGGAAUGUGGGAAGACCUUUUUUCGUGCCACACAACUUACAUAUCACCAGAGAAUUCAUACAGGUGAGAAACCCUACAAAUGUAAGGAAUGUGACAAGGCUUUUAUUUAUGGCUCACAACUUAGUGAACACCAGAGAAUUCAUAGAGGUGAAAAACCCUAUGAAUGUAAGCAAUGUGGGAAGGCCUUUAUUCGUGGCUCACAUCUUACUGAACAUCAGCGAAUUCAUACUGGUGAGAAACCUUAUGAAUGUAAAGAAUGUGGCAAGGCCUUUGGUAGUGGUGCAAACCUUGCUUACCAUCAAAGAAUUCAUACUGGUGAGAAACCUUAUGAAUGUAGUGAAUGUGGAAAGGCCUUUGGUAGUGGCUCAAACCUUACUCAUCAUCAGAGAAUUCAUACUGGUGAGAAACCAUAUGAAUGUAAAGAAUGCGGGAAAGCUUUUAGUUUUGGAUCAGGCCUUAUUCGACAUCAGAUAAUUCACAGUGGUGAAAAGCCUUAUGAGUGUAAGGAAUGUGGGAAGUCCUUUAGUUUUGAAUCAGCCCUUACUCGGCAUCACAGAAUUCACACAGGUGAGAAACCUUAUGAAUGUAAGGAUUGUGGGAAGGCCUUUGGCAGUGGUUCAAACCUUACUCAACAUCGAAGGAUUCAUACUGGUGAGAAACCUUAUGAAUGUAAAGCAUGUGGGAUGGCCUUUAGUAGUGGUUCAGCCCUUACUCGGCAUCAGAGAAUUCAUACUGGUGAAAAACCAUAUAUUUGUAAUGAAUGUGGGAAGGCUUUUAGUUUUGGAUCAGCCCUUACUCGACAUCAAAGAAUUCACACUGGUGAGAAACCUUAUGUAUGUAAGGAAUGUGGGAAGGCUUUUAACAGUGGCUCAGAUCUCACUCAACAUCAGAGAAUUCACACUGGUGAGAAACCCUAUGAGUGUAAGGAAUGUGAGAAGGCCUUUAGAAGUGGUUCCAAACUUAUUCAGCAUCAAAGAAUGCACACUGGUGAGAAACCCUAUGAGUGUAAGGAGUGUGGAAAAGCCUUUAGUAGUGGUUCAGACCUUACGCAACAUCAGAGAAUUCAUACUGGUGAGAAACCUUAUGAAUGUAAAGAAUGUGGCAAGGCCUUUGGUAGUGGCUCAAAACUUAUCCAGCACCAGCUAAUUCACACUGGUGAAAAACCGUAUGAAUGUAAACAAUGUGGAAAGUCCUUCAGUAGUGGUUCAGCUCUUAAUCGGCACCAGAGAAUACACACUGAUGAAAAACCCUAUGGAUGUAAGGAAUGUGGGAAGAAUUUUAGUACAGGCUCAACCCUUAUUCGUCAUCAGAGGAUUCAUACUGGUGAAAAACCCUAUGAGUGUAAUGAAUGUGGAAAGGCUUUUAGUACUAGUUCAAUAUUUAGAGUACAUCAGAGGAUUCACACAGGUGAGAAACCCAAUGAAUGUAAAGAAUGUGGAAAAGCCUUUCGUCAUUCUUCAUACCUUACUCAACAUCAAAGAAUUCAUACUGGUGAGAAACCUUAUAAAUGUAAGUGUUGUGUUAGGGCAUUUAGUAAUGUUUCAGCCUUUAUUCGUCAUCAGAGAAUUCAUACUGGUGAGAAACCGUACAAAUGUAAGGAAUGUGGAAGAGCCUUUAGUACUACUGGCUCAAUACUUACAGCACAUCAGAGAAUUCACUCAGGUGAGAAACCCUACUUAUGUAAGGAAUGUGGGAAGGCCUUUCGUCAGUCUUCAGACCUUACUCAACAUCAGAGAAUUCAUACUGGUGAGAAACCCUAUGAGUGUAAGGAAUGUGGAAGGGCCUUUCGUCGUUCAUCAGAACUUUCUCGACACAAAUUCAUACUCAUAAAGCAACAGAAAAUUCACACUGAUGAGAAAGCCUGGGAAUGUAAUGAAUGUGGGAGAGUUUUCACUUGUGCAACAUACCUGACCCGGCAUCAGCAAAUUCAUACUGGUGAUAAACCAUAUACUUGUAACAAAUGUGGGAAAGCCUUUCUUCAUUCUUCAGACCUUAUUCUGCAUCAAAGAAUUCAUACUGGUGAGAAACCCUAUGAGUGUAAGGAAUGUGGGAAGGCUUUUGCAAGAGGCUCAAAUCUUAAUUGCCACCAAAAAAGAAUUCACACUGGUGAGAAACCAUAUAUAUGUAGGGAGUGUAGAAAAACCUUUCAUAGCAGUUCGAUACUUACAGAACAUCAGAGAAUUCACACUGGUGAAAAACCUUAUAUGUGUAAAGACUGUGACAAAGCCUUUCAUUAUUCCUCAGAUCUUCAAAAGCAUCAGAGAAUCCAUACUGGUGAAAAACCCUAUGAAUGUAAGGAAUGUGGCAAGAACUUUAAGAGUGGUCCUGUACUUACAGAACAUCAGAGAAUUCACACUGGUGAGAAACUGUAUGUGUGUAAAGAAUGUGGGAAGAUCUUUUAUCACCCUUCAGGCCUUAGUCAACAGUGGGGAAUUCAUAUGGGUGAGAAACCCUAUGAGUAUAAGGAAUGUGGGAAGGCCUUUAGUAGUAGCUCUGCCAUUAUCUGGCAUCAGAGGAUUACUGGUGAGAAACCCUUUGGAUGUAAGGAGGGUAGAAAGGCAUUUCAUCAACUUUCUCAACAUCAGAGAAUUUAUAAUGGUGAGAAACUUUAUGAAUGCAAAGAAUGUGGGAAGGUUUUUAGGCUAAAAUUUGAUCUUACAGAACAUCAGCAAGAUCAUUCCGAUGAAAAAUUCUAUGAAUGUAAAGAAUGUGGAAAGGCCUUUAUUCAGAGCUCAGAACUUAUUUAUCAUCAGAGAGUUCAUGUUAAGAAACCCUAUGAAUGUAAGGAAUGUGGAAAAACCUUUAUUUGUGCCUCACAGCUUACUUAUCAUCAAAGAGUUCAUACUGGGGAGAAACCUUAUAAAUGUAAAGAGUGUGGGAAGGCCUUUAUUCGUGGGUCUCAUCUUACCCAGCAUCAAAGAAUUCAUACUGGUGAAAGACCCUAUGAAUGUAAUGAAUGUGGGAAGGCCUUUUUUCGUGGCUCUCAACUUACUUACCAUCAGAGAGUUCAUACUGCAGAGAAACCCUAUCAAUGUAAAGAAUGUGGAAAGGCCUUUAUUCGUGGCUCCCAACUUACGGAACAUCAGAGAAUUCAUACAGGUGAGAAACCCUAUGAAUGUAAGAAAUGUGGGAAAGCCUUUAGUUAUGGCUCACAGCUUACUCUACAUCACAGACUUCAUACUGGCGAAAAACCCUAUAAGUGUAAAGAUUGUGAGAUGUCCUUUAUUCGUGGCUCCCAACUUACUGAACAUCAGAGGAUUCAUACAGGUAGGAAACCACAUGAAUGUAAGCAGUGUGGAAAGGCCUUUAACUAUGGCUCACAGCUUAUUCGUCAUCAGAGGAUUCAUACUGGUGAAAAACCCUAUGAAUGUCAAGAAUGUGGGAAAUCAUUUAUUCGUGGCUCACAACUUACCGAACAUCAAAAAAUUCACACUGGUGAAAAACCUUUUGAAUGUAAGGAAUGUGGGAAAGCCUUUAUUCGUGGCUCACAUCUUACUCAGCAUCAGAGGAUUCAUACUGGUGAAAAACCCUAUGAAUGUAAAGAGUGUGGUAAGGCCUUUAUUUAUAGCUCACAAUUGACUCAACAUCAGAGAACUCAUACAGGUGAGAAUCCCUGUGAAUGUAAGCAGUGUGGGAAGAUCUUUAUUUGUGCCUCACAACUUACUCUACAUCAGAUUUCUCACUCUGGUAGGAAACCAUAUGAAUGUAAGGAAUGUGGUAAAGCUUUUAUUCGUGGCUCACAGCUAACUUACCAUCAGAGAGUUCAUACUGGUGAGAAGCCCUAUGAGUGUAAUGAAUGUGGGAAAGCCUUUAUUCGUGGUUCACAUCUUACUCAGCACCAGAGAAUUCAUACUGGUGAGAAACCAUACAAAUGUAAUGAAUGUGGGAAGGCCUUUAAUCGUGGCUCACAACUUACUCAACAUCAGAAAAUUCAUUCUGGUGAAAAGCCUUAUAAAUGUAAUGAAUGUGGUAAGGACUUUAGACGUCACUCACACCUUACCCAACAUCAUAAACUUCAUAAUUGAGAAAAUACAAAUUUAUUAAAUCUUUUGUCUACCCA